CACACAGAUACACACACUCACACACACACACCCCCGCAUCCAGUCCUCCGACCCGCCGGGCAUCUGACCAGGCAGAAGGACAUUUCAUGAGCCUCUUCUAAAUCCCGCCGGUCCCGUCCCCCGCCCCCCAUCCCAGUCAAAGCCAUGGUGAUCAUGUCAGAUUUUACCCCCGUCCCCCUUUCGAGUCACCUCCAGCAGAGGCCCCUUCGGGUCGGAUUUUAUGAUAUUGAAAGGACCUUGGGGAAAGGCAAUUUCGCCGUGGUGAAGUUGGCCAGGCACAGAGUCACCAAAACCCAGGUUGCGAUCAAAAUUAUAGACAAAACCAGGUUAGAUUCAAGCAAUUUGGAGAAAAUUUAUCGAGAGGUUCAGAUAAUGAAGCUUUUGAAUCACCCUCACAUCAUCAAGCUUUAUCAGGUUAUGGAGACAAAGGAUAUGCUUUACAUUGUCACCGAGUUUGCAAAGAAUGGGGAAAUGUUUGAUUACUUGACUUCCAACGGGCAUCUGAGCGAGAACGAGGCCCGGAAGAAGUUCUGGCAGAUCCUUUCGGCUGUGGACUACUGUCACAGCCAUCACAUAGUUCAUAGGGAUCUGAAGACCGAAAACCUCCUCUUGGAUGCCAACAUGAAUAUCAAGUUGGCAGAUUUCGGGUUCGGAAACUUCUACAAGUCCGGCGAGCCCCUGUCCACGUGGUGCGGGAGCCCGCCCUACGCGGCCCCCGAGGUCUUCGAGGGGAAGGAGUACGAGGGCCCCCUCCUCGACGUUUGGAGCCUCGGCGUGGUGCUCUACGUCCUGGUGUGUGGCUCUCUCCCCUUCGACGGGCCCAACCUGCCCACCCUGAGGCAGAGGGUGCUGGAGGGACGGUUUCGCAUCCCCUUCUUCAUGUCCCAAGACUGCGAAUCGUUGAUCCGCCGGAUGCUGGUGGUGGAGCCCGCCAAGCGCAUCACCGUCGCCCAGAUCAAGCAGCACAGGUGGAUGCAGACGGGCCCGGCCCCGCAGCCGCCCCUGCCGCCGCCGUCACCCCUCUGCUUUGCCCUGCACGGCUACAACUCCAACCUGGGAGACUACGACGAACAGGUCCUGGGGAUCAUGCAGACGCUGGGUGUCGACAGGCAGAGGACGGUGGAGUCGUUGCAAAACAGCAGCUACAACCACUUCGCUGCCAUCUAUUACCUGCUGUUGGAGCGGCUCAAGGAGCACCGGAGCAGCCAGCUGCCCGGCCGGCCCGGAACCACCAGGCGGCACAGGCCGAGGAGCUCCGAGCUCAGCAGCUUCGAGAUCUCCCCAGAAGCCCUCAGCAGCGAGUCCCUCAGAUCCUCGCUAUUCUACCAACCACCCCAGCCCUUGACGCAGUCUGUCUUGCAAGCGGAGAUGGACUGCGACUUGAAUAACCCACUCCAGCCUUUGUUCUUCCCCGUGGACCCCAACUUGAACGGGCUGCUGCGGAACCGCCCCAUCUCCCCCAACAGCCUGCUGGAGACCACCAUCAACGAGGAGGUCAGGCAGGAGAAGGACCUGGAGGAGGAGAUCCGAGCCCAGAACCCCUUUCACCUCCCCGGCAACACCAGCAGGAGACAUACCCUGGCUGAAGUCACCACGCAUUUCUACCAGAGCAGCCCGCCCUGCAUCGUGGUUUCCUGUUCCACCAGCCCCACCGAAGGAACCAGCUCGGACAGCUGCCUUCCCUCCUCAUCCACCGAAGGCUCCGGGGCCCUCGGCGGCCGCCUCGCCGACCAGGUCCUGAUGGGCAACGCCACCACGGUCAGGAUGGCCUCCCCGUUCCUGGCCGCCCGGGCCACCGCGCCCGUCCUGCGGGCCCAGGGCUGCCUGGGAGGAGCGGCCCUGCUGCCCAUCAGUUUCCAGGAAGGAAGAAGGGCCUCAGACACCUCGCUCACUCAAGGCCUGAAGGCGUUUCGGCAGCAGCUCCGGAAGAACGCCCGGACCAAGGGGCUCCUGGGGCUGAACAAGAUCAAGGGCCUGGCUCGCCAGGUGUGCCAGCCUGCCCCCGCCCGACCCCCGAGGAGCGGCCCGGCCGCUUUCCACCACUCCCAGCAGACCCCCGGCGGAUAUGGUGGCGGCGGCGGCAGCGGCGGCUGCAGCCGGGAAGGCCGGACCUUGCUAGAGGAGAUCCUGAACCAGCAAAGGUUGCUCCAGUGGCAGCACAAGCCGCAGGCCCCGGCGGGCGUCCCCCCGGGUCCCCAGCCCCUGCCCCCAGCUCCGGGCGGCCCCUGGGCCCCCGGCUCCCUCCUCCUGUCGGAGCUACAGCGGGAGAACUCGCUGGAGUGCGCCCUCCACCCCGCCCAGCCACCCCUCCCUCCCCCCUUUGGGACCAGCGUCUCUCCAGCCUCGUCCGCGGCCCAGCUGCUGGACGCCCACCUGGACCUCCGUGCCGACGUCCCCCCCUCCGCGACCCCCUUCUUCCCGGCGCGAGCCAGCGUGGCCCUGCGGCCCCCCGGGGGAUAUGGACCGGCCAUGCCGUCGCAGGGGGACUGUGAGAUGGAGGACCUCACUCCCGCCCCGCUGGGAAAGUUCGUCUUGGUCCAGUGAAGAUCCCGCUCCUCCAACUCGCGCUCUCUCUCUCUCUCUGUCUGUCUCUCCCCCCUGCCCCCCGAGGGACUUCCAUCAUUCCACCUCCUGGAAUGACUGACUCUCCAAAGCAAUAAUUUUGAAGUAGGUGGAGAGAAUGUCUGGUGGUUGAGAAAGCCAGUACCUUUAUCCAAGCGAAAAUAAGCAAUAUGUGUGUAUUUGGCUGGGGGGAUUUUAUUUUUUAUUUUUUCCCAGGGAAGUGCUUUGGUUUUCCUUUCUUGCACUGAACAAAUAUGAAUAGGGACUGGACUCAUUGGAAAGAAAAAAAUAACGAUGGAAGUUGC
Molecule: messenger RNA, 2867 nt
Organism: Tachyglossus aculeatus (Australian echidna)
Lineage: Eukaryota; Metazoa; Chordata; Mammalia; Monotremata; Tachyglossidae
Gene: SIK1
Product: salt inducible kinase 1
Exons: 14
Coding region: 145-2544 (799 amino acids)
Biological process (GO): microtubule cytoskeleton organization; protein phosphorylation; intracellular signal transduction
Cellular component (GO): cytoplasm
Molecular function (GO): tau-protein kinase activity; ATP binding; protein serine/threonine kinase activity
Source: RefSeq, a predicted model, not a curated record